UUCAGUCUGGCCUUCCUCGAGACAGUCGGAAUCGGAUUCAGUUCCAUUGAUUUACAAAGAGCGAAAAGUUACAUAUAUUUUUAUAUUUAAAAAAAAAAAGAAAAAAGUUUGCACCCUUUUAGAUUGUAUUAUAUUUAGCUGCAUAUAUUUGCAGGUCGGCUAUCGACAAGACUUGUAACAAACGUUUUCGUCCUUUUCCAUUGUGGAGGUCAACAUGGGUAAGAAACAGGCUGUCAAAUCAAAGAAGGACUCCCAGGAGGUUGAGGAGUUUGUGGUCGAGAAAGUGAUGGACCAGCGAUUGGUCAAUGGGAAAGUAGAGUUUUUCCUCAAGUGGAAAGGUUUCACAGAGGCUGACAACACAUGGGAGCCUGAGGAAAAUUUGGACUGCCCUGAACUCAUUUCAGCUUACCUGGAAUCUCAGAAAGGAGUGGUUGAGCAAACUGAUUCCAAUAAAAGAAAAACCUCCACUAGUGAACCAGAAACCGAGGAGAGCAAGGCAAAGAGAAAGAAAGAAAUGUCUGAGAAGCCCAGAGGGUUUGCAAGAAACCUCGAGCCAGAGCGUAUUAUUGGGGCAACUGAUAGCAGCGGUGAACUCAUGUUUCUCAUGAAGUGGAAGGACUCUGAUGAGGCAGACCUGGUGCCUGCGCGUGAGGCCAACACUCGCUGCCCACAGAUAGUCAUUGCUUUCUAUGAGGAAAGACUUACUUGGCAUUCUUGUCCUGAGGAUGAGCAGCAGUAGCACCCCAAUUCUUGAUUUAUGCUUUACUGUCUUCCACCCAUAUGGUGUGUACACUUUUGUUUGCUGAAGUGUGGGUAACAUAACGGUGGGGGAUAUUUUUUUAGUGUUGCAAUUGGGCUGGAAGCUAUGUGCAUGACUAGAAAACCGAUGAAAGGAUGUAUAAGUGGGACAAGGGUUUUUUUUUUUUUUUUUUUUUGUUAACAAUGUAGGAUGCUUAAACUCUUUAUUUUGAUCAAGUGUCAGCAGUAUUGUUUGCCAUUAAUGCACUGGGUUGUUUUUCCUUCACCCUGUUGUAGUCGUCUAAAGAGAUCCAAAACAUCCUUUCUACUCAUUUGUUCAUAGUUUCUUUUGGUGAACAAUACUCUCAUUAUCGUAGUGUUUUUUUUUUUUUAUUAUUGUCAACGUUUACAUGAAUAUUGGAUUAGUGUCUGUUGCUGUAAAUGUUUGUGUAAAUAUGUCUUUCCUUUUUUCUUUUGUUCAAUAAAAGUUUACAUGCCUGCUUUUAAUCUGUUUGC
Messenger RNA from Xyrauchen texanus (razorback sucker), 1254 nucleotides. Its product is annotated as chromobox protein homolog 3-like. The record is from RefSeq and is a predicted model, not a curated record. Gene Ontology annotation, molecular function: chromatin binding. The transcript is spliced from 5 exons. Lineage: Eukaryota; Metazoa; Chordata; Actinopteri; Cypriniformes; Catostomidae. Gene Ontology annotation, cellular component: nucleus; pericentric heterochromatin. Gene Ontology annotation, biological process: negative regulation of transcription by RNA polymerase II; chromatin organization. Bases 215 to 739 code for a protein of 174 amino acids.